GUCAUGAUGCUCAUACUCUGUCUCACCUCUAUCCUCCAUAUAUACAUCCCUCCCGGAUAAGCCUCCUCUUUUCUUUUCUUUUCUAUUAGUUCCUUGUGUUCUCUGCUCUUCGGUCUGGGUUUCCUUACUCGUCUCGUGAUACCAAUACCUCCUCGAUCUGCGAUCGACUUGACUGCCGGCCACUCGACCCAACACAUACACUACACAACCACAACCAUGCAUGCCUCACUACUCUUCGUAUCGGCACUAGCCGCCUCCGUCUGGGCUGCCCCUACCUAUCCCAAGAUCGACAAGGCUGCCAGCAUCCCUGACAACAUCCGCACCGUCUCCGAAUAUUUCAACAUGCUCGCCUCGAAGGUGCAGGACAGCCGGUUACUCGACAUCCCGCCAGUCUGCGAUCUCUCCCAGGUCUCCCUCCCAGCCGGCGCCGCUGGCCUCCCAUCACCAUCCCCAGACCUCCACCUCCAACACAUCGCCAUCGGCCGCGGCACACAAAACUACACGUGCGAUCCAGCGGAACCCGAGGCGGCACCCAAGGCGGCGGGCGCGCUAGCAACGCUCUUCAAUGCGUCCUGCCUGGUAGCGACGAGCCCGGAGCUGGCCAACGCCCUCACACGGGCGGCGCUGCACUUCGAGGUGGCGCAGAGCGACGCGAGCGAGCAGCUGGCGCCGUCCAACAUCGGGCUCAGCGGCGUGCACUUCUUCACCGACGCCACCACCGCGCUCUUCAAGCUGGACGUCGCGCCCGCCCUGCAGAUCGGCGAGCUGCCCUGCGGCAAGAACGCGAGCGUCGCCGCCCCCGUCGACGCGCCCACCGGCCUCAAGGGCGAGGGGGCUGUUGCGUGGCUCAAGCUGGAUGCGAAGCCUGGUGCUACCGGUGGCCUGCAGGAGGUCUUCCGCGUCGAGACCGUGGGUGGCAGCCCCCCCGCGACUUGCAAUGGCUUGCCGAGUACCUUCGAGGUGCAGUAUUCGACACAGUGAGUUCCCCC
Messenger RNA from Chaetomium fimeti, 989 nucleotides. RefSeq lists its product as uncharacterized. The record is from RefSeq and is a predicted model, not a curated record. Bases 217 to 981 code for a protein of 254 amino acids. Lineage: Eukaryota; Fungi; Ascomycota; Sordariomycetes; Sordariales; Chaetomiaceae. The transcript is spliced from 2 exons.